UUUUACGUAUUUCCGGAGCUCCUGCUGCGACCGAAGCUUGCGUUAGGGGCGUCAGUUAAUGUGGGCUGACAGAGAACCCUACAUUUCUACUGUUUGAUCCUGCCACCCUCUGGCCGGACGCCAUGGGAGUGACUUGUGUGUCUCAGAUGCCUGUGGCUGAGGGCAAGAGUGUCCAGCAAACCGUGGAGCUCCUCACUCGGAAAUUGGAGAUACUUGGGGCAGAGAAGCAAGGAACAUUUUGUGUGGACUGUGAGACUUACCAUACAGCUGCAUCUACCCUUGGCAGCCAAGGUCAGGCCGGGAAGCUGAUGUAUGUGAUGCACAACUCAGAGUACCCACUGAGCUGUUUUGCCCUCUUCGAAAAUGGCCCUUGCCUUAUUGCCGACACCAACUUCGAUGUGCUCAUGGUGAAGCUCAAGGGCUUUUUCCAGAGUGCUAAGGCCAGCAAGAUUGAGACUCGGGGCACCCGUUACCAGUAUUGUGACUUCCUGGUGAAGGUGGGCACGGUCACAAUGGGGCCCAGUGCCCGGGGCAUCUCUGUGGAGGUGGAGUAUGGCCCCUGUGUGGUAGCUAGUGACUGCUGGAGCCUGCUGCUCGAGUUCCUACAGAGUUUUCUAGGCAGCCACACGCCAGGGGCUCCUGCAGUGUUUGGGAACAGACAUGACGCGGUCUACGGCCCAGCAGAUACCAUGGUCCAGUACAUGGAACUCUUCAACAAGAUCCGCAAGCAGCAGCAGGUGCCAGUGGCUGGGAUUCGUUAGUGACUGGCAGCUGCCAACUAAGCUCUGUCACCAGGGAUACUCCACAGGAGGAGCAGGUGCUGUAUUCUUGGGUCCCUGGACCCCAGACACUCAGUGUAGAAGUGGAGACUGCUCUCCCUCUCCAGUUCCCAGCCGUGGGUUUUGUUUUGGGGCUCUGGACUUCCCUCCCCUGACCCUCACACACAGCCCACCAACAGCUGUUUUGCCCCAUGCCUUACUGGAUUUGGCCUGUUCUCAAGAAUGCUAAUUAUGAAGAAUGGAGAAGUUUGGACCUUUCCUGCUUUAGGGGAAAAGGUAGGACAGGGGCGUCCCUGCCUAGUGCUGGUGGGGAAAACAAUCUGUAUCCCCAAAUAUUGAGGGUUUGGCUUAGGCCCACAGUGAACAUGCUGCAUUUGUGUUUGGGCUGUGCUGUAAUGAAAGCCUCUCCCUCCACUGAAAGGGUGUGACUGGGCCUCUAUCCUGGAGAUGGAGUGAAAGACUUGUUUGAUUAUCAUUUUCUGACCUGUUUGUUGAAGCAAUUUGUGAAUUGACUUUCUUGGGUUAUUGCCUGAGUCCUUUGAACUCUUGUUCUGACAUCUUUCCCUUCUGUUGUGAAUGCUGUUAAGUUGUAAGCUAAACUACUGUAACAGAGAACCAAAAGUACAGUGGCUCUUACUAGAUAGAAGCUGAUUUUUCUUUCAUCUAAUAGUACAGAGGUAAUCAGAUGGUCUAGGGCAGAUUUAACUCUACAAGGUCAUUAGAAAUUUGCUUUCCUUCUGUCUUGUUGUUCAGCACCCCGCACUCCCCCGGCCCCUGGCUCCCUGUUGUCCUUACCCACAAGGUCAAAGUAGACUCAUCAGCUCCAUGUCUGCAUUCCAGUGGGGGAGAGGAGGGGGCGGGGAGGGAGAGACUGAGAGA
This is a messenger RNA of Propithecus coquereli (Coquerel's sifaka), 1658 nucleotides long. It is a transcript of the gene MED20, whose product is annotated as mediator complex subunit 20. Gene Ontology annotation, molecular function: transcription coactivator activity. Gene Ontology annotation, biological process: regulation of transcription by RNA polymerase II. The record is from RefSeq and is a predicted model, not a curated record. The transcript is spliced from 4 exons. Gene Ontology annotation, cellular component: mediator complex. NCBI's taxonomy places the organism in Eukaryota, Metazoa, Chordata, Mammalia, Primates, Indriidae. The coding region runs from base 123 to 761 and encodes 212 amino acids.